This is a messenger RNA of Diprion similis, 874 nucleotides long. RefSeq names its product biogenesis of lysosome-related organelles complex 1 subunit 1 (gene Blos1). The transcript is spliced from 4 exons. The record is from RefSeq and is a predicted model, not a curated record. Gene Ontology annotation, cellular component: BLOC-1 complex. Bases 190 to 603 code for a protein of 137 amino acids. Lineage: Eukaryota; Metazoa; Arthropoda; Insecta; Hymenoptera; Diprionidae. Gene Ontology annotation, biological process: endosomal transport.
UCAGUCAAAAUAGGUUACAACCCAACAUUAUUACUGCUACAUACAGAGUACGCGAUCUGCAUGUUUAUCCCGUUCGAAUCCAGUUAUCUUCCACUGUCAUUGUAAUUCGUGUUUGAAUUACAACGUACCUGACAAGAAAAAAAUACCUAUUAAAAAUAUAACAACAUCGAAAUACAAUUGACAUUUAAUAUGUUGUCAGCAAUUGUGAAAGAACACCAGAGCAAACAGUCAGCUAGAAAAGAAAGGCAAGAACAAAAACGCAAGGAAGCCGUUCAGGCAGCUAAUAACUUGACUCAAGCUCUCGUCGAUCACUUGAAUGUUGGGGUUGCUCAGGCUUAUUUGAAUCAGAAGAGACUGGAUGCAGAAGCUAAACAAUUGCAGCAUAGUGCAACCAAUUUUGCCAAGCAGACACAAGCUUGGCUCAGCUUGGUUGAAAGUUUUUCUAGUGCUCUAAAAGAAAUUGGAGAUGCAGAGAAUUGGGCGAGAAGUAUAGAAGGUGAUAUGAGAACAAUUGCCACUGCUCUAGAAUAUUCCUAUAAAGCAACCCAGGAACCACAAGGGACACAAGCAACCAAUGAGGCUUCACGUCCUACUAAUCCUUAAUCUAUAAAUCAGUAUUAAUUUACUUUUUAAAGAUACAUAUCUACCAAAGUUGUGGAAAUGCAUCUUCUACUCAACUUGUUAAGAGUCUCAAAAAGAUGAGAACAUUGCAUUUUGAGAUGUACGCAAGUAGGUAUUGAUACGCCAUUGUGUAAUUUAAACAUAUCUUAUCAUUGAGUAUGUUUAUGCGAACCUUUUCUUGGUACACGACAUCAACAUUUUCUUGUAUAACUGAAUCAGUUGCCAGAGUAUAAAUACAUACAAGUUAUAAAUG